This is a messenger RNA of Tupaia belangeri chinensis (Chinese tree shrew), 3296 nucleotides long. It is a transcript of the gene CWC22, whose product is annotated as CWC22 spliceosome associated protein. Gene Ontology annotation, cellular component: catalytic step 2 spliceosome. The record is from RefSeq and is a predicted model, not a curated record. Gene Ontology annotation, molecular function: protein binding; RNA binding. Gene Ontology annotation, biological process: mRNA splicing, via spliceosome. The transcript has 20 exons. NCBI's taxonomy places the organism in Eukaryota, Metazoa, Chordata, Mammalia, Scandentia, Tupaiidae. The coding region runs from base 292 to 3033 and encodes 913 amino acids.
GGAGAACAUGUGGCCGGAUCGGCUACUUUGAAGCUGAUAUUACGGUAUGAUAUUUAAAGUAAAUUAAUGGAUAAAGUAAAUUUAAUGUCAGGCUUUCAGGUACCUCAACGCCCCGCCUUCUUGCUGUCGGUACCCGGGAAGGGGAAGUGACGCACAUCCGGUGUAAUGGCGGCUCGGUGGAGCUCUAGGUGAUGUUUACAGACAAAAAGUAAACUGUCAAGGAAUUCAAACCAUCGGAUACUUAUUAUUUGGACCAAGUCUUUGAUUUAUUGGAUCAACUAGCAACAGAAAAUGAAAAGUAGUGUGGCACAGAUAAAACAUUCCUCUGGUCAUGAUAGAAGAGAAAACUAUAAUUCAUAUCAGAGGACCUCCUCUCCAGAAGACAGGUAUUCAGAACAAGAACGAUCCCCCCGAGACAGAGACUACUUUGAUUAUGGCAGGUCAGACUAUGAACAUUCAAGAAGAGGACGUUCUUAUGAUGAUAGCAUGGAGUUGCGAAGUAGGGACCGAGAAAAACGUAGAGAAAGAGAAAGAGAAAGAGAAAGAGAAAGAGAUAUGGAUCGGAAAAGGUCCCGAAAAUCUCCAUCUCCUGGGAGAAGAAGCCCAGAACCACCAGUAACCCAGAGUUCCUCUGCUCAGGAUGAACCGACUGCAAAGAAAAAGAAAGAUGAGCUGGAUCCUCUUCUCACCCGCACUGGUGGAGCCUAUAUUCCUCCUGCAAAGCUCAGGAUGAUGCAAGAACAGAUUACAGACAAAAACAGCUUAGCAUACCAGAGGAUGAGCUGGGAGGCCCUAAAGAAGUCAAUCAAUGGUCUUAUCAAUAAAGUCAACAUUUCUAAUAUAAGUAUUAUCAUUCAAGAGCUUCUCCAAGAAAAUAUAGUUAGAGGAAGAGGCCUGCUGUCCAGAUCUGUUUUGCAAGCACAGAGUGCUUCUCCAAUAUUCACCCAUGUCUAUGCAGCAUUAGUAGCAAUUAUCAACUCAAAAUUUCCACAAAUUGGAGAAUUAAUUCUCAAGAGGCUAAUACUUAACUUUCGUAAAGGAUAUCGAAGAAAUGAUAAGCAACUUUGUCUGACUGCUUCAAAAUUUGUGGCACAUCUUAUUAACCAAAAUGUGGCACACGAAGUUUUAUGCUUAGAGAUGCUCACUUUACUCUUGGAAAGACCAACAGAUGAUAGUGUUGAAGUCGCUAUUGGUUUUCUCAAGGAAUGUGGCCUCAAGUUAACACAGGUGUCACCAAGAGGAAUCAAUGCAAUAUUUGAACGCCUUCGAAACAUUCUGCAUGAGUCUGAAAUUGACAAAAGAGUUCAGUAUAUGAUUGAAGUGAUGUUUGCUGUACGGAAGGAUGGAUUCAAGGAUCACCCAAUUAUCCUAGAAGGACUUGACUUAGUAGAAGAAGAUGAUCAGUUCACCCACAUGCUGCCUUUGGAGGAUGACUAUAAUCCCGAAGAUGUUCUUAAUGUUUUCAAGAUGGACCCUAAUUUUAUGGAGAAUGAAGAGAAGUACAAAGCUAUUAAGAAGGAAAUUCUUGAUGAAGGAGACAGUGACUCAAAUACAGACCAAGAUGCUGGAAGUAGUGAAGAGGAGGAGGAAGAGGAGGAGGAAGAAGGAGAAGAAGAUGAAGAAGGACAGAAAGUAACAAUUCAUGACAAAACUGAAAUUAAUCUGGUUUCAUUUCGACGUACAAUUUAUCUUGCUAUUCAGUCCAGUUUAGAUUUCGAAGAAUGUGCUCACAAAUUGCUGAAAAUGGAGUUUCCUGAAAGUCAAACAAAAGAACUCUGUAACAUGAUACUUGAUUGCUGUGCCCAACAAAGGACAUAUGAAAAAUUUUUUGGCUUAUUAGCUGGGCGAUUUUGCAUGCUAAAAAAAGAAUAUAUGGAAUCCUUUGAAAGUAUAUUCAAGGAACAGUAUGAUACCAUUCAUCGCUUGGAAACAAACAAAUUGAGAAAUGUUGCUAAGAUGUUUGCUCACCUCUUAUACACUGAUUCACUUCCAUGGAGUGUUCUUGAAUGUAUAAAACUGAGUGAAGAAACAACUACAUCAUCUAGUAGAAUUUUUGUCAAAAUAUUUUUCCAGGAGCUCUGUGAAUACAUGGGUCUUCCUAAACUUAAUGCAAGAUUAAAGGAUGAAACCCUUCAGCCAUUCUUUGAAGGAUUAUUACCCCGAGAUAAUCCAAGAAACACUCGAUUUGCCAUCAACUUCUUUACCUCUAUAGGUCUUGGAGGUUUAACGGAUGAAUUGCGUGAGCAUCUCAAAAAUACACCGAAGGUCAUUGUCGCACAGAAACCAGAAGUUGAACAAAAGAAAUCCUCGCCAUCCUCCUCUUCAGCAUCCUCUUCUUCAGAGUCUGACUCCUCUGACUCUGAUUCCGACAGUAGUGAUAGCAGUUCAGAGUCAUCCAGGGAGGACAGCGAUUCUUCCUCUAGCAGCAGUCAUACCUCUGUCUCAGCUAAAGAUGUGAGAAAGAAAGGACAAGGGAAGACCAGAAGUAAAGAAGUAGAUAAAUUGAUCAGAAACCAACAAACAAAUAAUAGGAAGCCAGAAGAAAGAAGGCUAGAGCAAAGGCACCAGGAAACAAGAACUGAGAGAGAAAGAAGAUCAGAAAAACACAGAGAUCAAAAUUUAAGAGAUACAAAUUGGAGAGAUUCAGUAACAAAAUACCCGUCAGACAGAGGUGUUCCUUUUGAACGAAAUAGUUACAGUAGAGUUGUGAAUGACAGAGACCAAGAGAUGCAUAUUGACUUGGAAAAUAAGCAUCGUGAUUCUCAUAAGAAGAGGGGAGAAAGGAGAGAUUCUUUUUCUGAAAAAGAGAAACACAGGAACCGAAACAAGGACAGUGAAAAUAUUAGAAGAAAAGAUAGAUCAAAGUCAAAGGAAAGGAAUAGAAAACAUUCAGAUUCUAGAAGUGAUGAAGAUAGAUACCAGAAUGGUGCUGACAGGCGGUGGGAAAAAUCUAAUAGAUACUCUGAACAAUCCAGAGAAUCAAAGAAAAAUCAGGAUCGACGAAGAGAAAGGUCUCCGGCAAAGCAAAAAUAAUUCCAUAAGUCACGAUGGAAACUGGACAUGCCUUAUAUUCAUUUGAAACAAAUUAUUUUUUACAUCGAUUGACGAACUUUAUAGGGAAUUCUUGUAUAAAGUACAGGUUUGUAUUUGUAAAUUUUAAACUGUUUUCACUUCAACAUGUUUUAUAAUUGAUGCAGCUCCAGGACCUCUACGUAAAAUUAUUUGAAAAGAAAAUUUUCACCAGAAAGGAAUGUAAGUCUUGCUUAUAUUUUGUAAAUAAAAUGAUCAAAUGCUCA